CAGAACAAAGAGAUGGCGCCUUGUGGGGAAACAGAUGGAUAUCCUUUGUUCCGUGAAUGAAUCGGGUUGUGUUGACGGAAGCGUUUUUUUAUUACGGUGUUGUGCAUAAAGGAUUACGCAUCACGUCUCUUCAGUCCUCCAGGAAUAGUGCAGUCAUGUGUGGAUUACCAUACUUCCUUUGGCCGGAUAUUCUUUAUGAACCUGGUAUUGGACUUCUGUGGGACGAGGCUUCUCCGCAACGAGGUUUUUCUACGAGCGACCCAACGAUCCCUGCAUCGUAGUAUCUUCGGGACCAGGACGUUAAACGAACGCCACGGCCACGAUGGAACAUUCGGCGGGGGGCCCGCCUGUGAAACCCAAAGUUCUUGGACCUGACUCACCCGCACAGGCCUCUCCCCUGGCAUCGUUCUUUCGAGGCUUGAUGCCCUGCAGGACGCCUGUGGACAAGGCAGUCUACGUCCUCGUUUUCUUCGGCUGCGUUUUCUACGUCUUGUGUGAAAGUGGCGUCUUGAGGUUCAGGCACCUCCCGUCUUUCAGUUGCGACGAUACCCUCAUCCGGAAAGCGAAACUACCCGAGAUCGUUCCUACUUUAGUCCUCAUUCCGUUCGUCCUGAUCGUCCCCCCGAUAUUCUUAACGCUUCUGGAACUAAGAACUGUCGGCCUGAGCAUGGACCGCCCGUUCAAUGCCGGACGCGUCCUCCGACGCUACCUCUGCGGUCUCGUCGUCGUCGUCAUCGUGGUACAGGUGCUCAAGGAGGCUGUCCUCGAGAAAAGACCCCACUUCAUUGACGCGUGCCGUCCUGUGAGGCCCGGAGACCGUAACGGUACUCUCGUGUGUGACUAUUCGCGAAAGGGUGUCCUGGUGACGUCGUACGAGUGUACCGGAAAGAAGGGUCAUCGGGCCUUCACCUCCUUCCCGUCGGGCCACGCGUGCACGGCUACGUACAGCAGCCUUUUUGUUAUCGGUUAUCUGGAGAGGCGAGCUGUGAACCCGUGGACCAGGUACACGCUGAUGGUGUUGUGGAUGGGGUUGGGGACGUUUGUCAGUGUAUCCAGGAUAUGGGACCACAUGCACUACUGGUGGGACGUCGUCGUCGGGGCUGCCAUGGGUAGCGUCUUCGCGUUGGCCACGUUGACGUGGCCGGAAAGAUUGUGACCGUGUUUUCUUCUUGUUUUGUUUCGGGCGUUCAUUUCUCCUUCUGGUGUUGUGCGUGAGGCAUUGGUGCACGCCCAGAGACCCGCAGAGUAUCCAUUUGCAAAUAGGGUCAUAUGCACCUACCUGGUUGAGUUGUACAUACGAUGAAGUGAAUCGAGCGGAAAUUUAACACUUUGACUGAGCUGGCAACAUUAAGAGUCAUAUAUGAGACGAACUGUAGAAAUAUUACCUGUGUAUCCACAGUAAAGCAAAGUAUAGUGCCUUCCAAGAUGAAAGAAAUGCUCUCACUAUACAAGGGCAAUGGUCUUUCAAUGUCUAGAGAAGUGGACCAAGAUUUGCUUGUGUAACCUUUCAAGAACUUUUUCGAGCAUAUCUCUACAUGUUGAUGCAAAAAACAAGUACGUGGCAUGGCCUAUUUGAAUCGACUAACUGGAGUUGUGCAACCAAACCUAGCCAAGUAGCAACAAAGAUUCUGGCUCGGCGUGGGCAUUUUUGACGUACAUGAAGCUUUCUUGUGUAAUUGCUGUUGUAAAUAUGUUGCGUGAAUAACGCGCUAGCAGUGUUUGAAUGCUGUGUGUGGGUGCCUUCCGUGAAGUCGUGGUUGAUAUGUGAGCCUAAAAAUUAGGUUUCGCUCUGUGCCUAUUACAACCAGCGUGCCAUUCACAGUAAGGGACAGUACCUUUCGUGCUUCCUCGAUUCGAAGCUUUCUUCGAACGUAUUUGAAAACUGAGUUUCCGAGCGUCCCCACGUGUUCCAGUGCCAAAGAGAGGACCAAACACAUCACUUUUACGAGUUCCAGAUAUUAUGAUGUUACACGUUGAUAACCUGUUUACAUAACGUUCUUCCACGUUUUUACAAUAAAGUGUUUGUACAGGCA
Messenger RNA from Ornithodoros turicata, 2033 nucleotides. RefSeq names its product phospholipid phosphatase 2-like. The transcript has 4 exons. Gene Ontology annotation, cellular component: plasma membrane. NCBI's taxonomy places the organism in Eukaryota, Metazoa, Arthropoda, Arachnida, Ixodida, Argasidae. Gene Ontology annotation, biological process: phospholipid dephosphorylation; phospholipid metabolic process; signal transduction. The coding region runs from base 323 to 1156 and encodes 277 amino acids. The record is from RefSeq and is a predicted model, not a curated record. Gene Ontology annotation, molecular function: phosphatidate phosphatase activity.